Punctularia strigosozonata HHB-11173 SS5 is the source of this 1498-nucleotide messenger RNA. Its product is annotated as PHP domain-like protein. Gene Ontology annotation, molecular function: RNA binding. NCBI's taxonomy places the organism in Eukaryota, Fungi, Basidiomycota, Agaricomycetes, Corticiales, Punctulariaceae. The record is from RefSeq and is a predicted model, not a curated record. The transcript has 5 exons. Gene Ontology annotation, biological process: tRNA processing. Gene Ontology annotation, cellular component: nucleolar ribonuclease P complex. Bases 69 to 1283 code for a protein of 404 amino acids.
GUCUCACGCGCCGGUACCGGUCGCCUUCGAACGCCUCGCGAGUGGAACUUGGCGAGCUUUCACCAGAGAUGUACUUCGAUUUCAACGUUCCAAUACGACCGCCUCCAUCGACUGGUCAAGCACAACAAUCGAAGAAGGCGAAGGGAAAACAAUCACAACAAGCCUCAACCAGCCAACAAGCGCCGAAUGUCGUCUUUCCUCCAGGGCAGCUCGCCUCGAUUGAGAAGCGUAUAGAUCUUCUAGUCCAUAUGGGAUACACGGUUCUCGCUCUCACCCAGACGCUGUACAAGAAGCUGGAUCAGAAGAGUCAUGUCAAUAUUCUGGAUCCACUCCUUGCUCAAAUGCAAAAACGCAAAGGAAUCGUGUUCUUGAAGCGAUUGACGAUUGUCCUAGAUGAAGACAGCGAGAAGGGCUUCGGACUCACGAACGCAAACAUCCCUCUCCUCUCCUCCUACGACAUCCUUGCUCUCACUCCGACGACCAGUACGACCCUCUCGCUCGCUUGCCUCACACAUUCGCAACCCUCGAACCUCACCACGCACAUUAUCUCCCUCCCGCUGACGCUUCCUCGUCUUCCCUAUCACCUAAAGCACACCCUUGUCCGGACGGCGCUGCGUAACGGCGCAGUGUUUGAGAUUUGCUAUGCCGGUGCCCUGGGAGAGAGCAUGGACCUAGACGGGAGCGGGGCGGCUGGAGGGUCCGACGGCGGGGCAGGUGUCAAGAGGAACUGGUGGGCGGGAGCGAGGGAGGUUGCUCGAGUGACGAAGGGAAAGGGGUUCAUUGUGAGCAGCGGCGCGUAUAGCGAAGCGAGCAUGCGGGCGCCUCGAGAUGUCGGCAAUCUGAUCGCGCUCCUGGGAUUGGCUCAAGAUGCGGCGCACGACGCGUCUACCAAAACUUGCAAGUCGCUCGUCCUUCGCGCGCAAACUCGUAAGACGUAUCGGGCAAUCCUAUCGGAGCCGAAGCUCGUUAUCCCAUCUCAAACGACGGUACCUUCAAGCAAGCCCGCGCAGGCGCCAUUAUCGACCGUUCAGGGCAAUACUGCACCCGACACUGCCGAGCCGGAGGAUGUCUCAUUAAGCAGUACAGAUGUUGACGCUCCACCCGCCUCUCGCAAACGCUCGCGCAACGGCGAUGUUCCUCCGCACGCGAUCGAACCGGUACAGGUUCCUGUCACAGCCGGCCUUGAUACAUCGACGGUAACAAAUGCGCAGGCGGCUGAGGACAACGUUCCUGGAGGAGCAGAUGAAGAAGGACGCAACAAAAAGAAACGAAAACAGAAAUGACCAAAUCGCGGGAAGCGAACUGCCCUGAGGAGGAUGGUGGAACUGCAUCUGCGCUUUGAGGACGUGUAUAUUCGCGCGCACAAAGAGUUGCUGAGUCCUGAUUGGGAAACUCGGACCGCAUCUGUCAGCCGUAAAUGUUGUCAAGCCUGAUCCCGGUUCUCCGACCUCAGUGUGUCUCAUAUGUGUGACUUCUUGAACGAGGUGUAGGAAGGAAC